This is a messenger RNA of Cooperia oncophora, 363 nucleotides long. NCBI's taxonomy places the organism in Eukaryota, Metazoa, Nematoda, Chromadorea, Rhabditida, Trichostrongylidae. The record is from the annotation of a GenBank genome assembly.
AUGAACAACCAGCGAGAAAAGGGAGUGUCGCCUCAGCCGUUGGAGAUUUACUGCGGUCCUUCAUCCACUUACCUACCAUACAUGGUCAGCAGUCCCAAUGAAAGACCAGCGUCUACUCAAUUCUCUCCCAACUAUACGAUGGUAGAGAGUGGUCCUGAAAAUGGUGUGAUGAAAGUACUACCGCAGCCGUCAAUCAGUGGCAAGUGCUUUUUUCCUCAGGACGUCCCUUUUUCCCUUAUCUCCCACCCAUUUUUUUCUACUGGUCAUUCAGCAGUGAAAGCCUACACGAUGUUGAGCCUCGUACCACUUUCAUCCAUGUCAAAUCUCAUUCACUACUGCCCAGGCCCUUCCUCCUCCAAAUAG